CUUUGGAAACCUGUCUACUGGCCUUCUCCAGACAAUUCCUUCCAGAUCCAGGUAUCCGUGCCCGAGGAUCCCAGGCUGAUGGGGGCCCAGCUCUCCUCCCAGGCUGACACCAAGGCGCCCCGGGAGACACUGCGCUUCCACCCUGAGGCCAAGGGCGCGCAGGUGCGUCUAGACGCCCAGCGGUGCACUGCGCGCAGGAACGCCACGUUCCACGACGGCAUCGUGUUCAGCCAGCGGCCGGUGCUUCCCGGGGAGCGGGUGGCGGUCCGCGUGGUGUGGCACGAGGGCGGCUGGUGCGGCGGGCUCCGCGUGGGCUUCACGCGCCUGGACCCCGCGCGGGUGUCCGCGCCCAGCCUGCCACCCUUCGUGUGCCCGGACCUGGAGCUGCAGAGCCCGACAUGGGCGGCCAUGCUGCCCGAGGGCUGCGCGCUGGCGGGGGACGUGGUCUGCUUCUGGGUGAACCGCAGGGGCCGGCUCUUCGUCAGGGUCAACUCGGGCCCCCGGCUGCUGCUGCGCAAGGGCGUGCUCAUGGGCGCCCCCCUCUGGGCCGUGAUGGACGUGUACGGGACCACCAAGGCCAUCAAGUUACUGGAUCCCACAGCCAGUGCCUUCCCCUCAACCGUGCCACGGGCCCUCAUCGAUGAGUCUCUGCAGCCGGAAGCCACAGCAGGAGAGGAAUGUGCCAUCUGUUUCCACCACGCUGCCAACACCUGCCUGGUUCCCUGCGGCCACACACACUUCUGCAGCUACUGUGCCUUGCGGGUCUUCAGGGACUUGGCCAAAUGCCCUGUAUGUCGCUGGGAGAUCAAGGCGGUGGUCCCAGCGUGGGGCCCUCCCAUUCUGAGGACUGGGGAGGGCCUCCUGAAGCAGGUAGCAAAUUGAAUCUAGCUCUGAGCCAGAGGGAGGAGGUGCAGCCCCACCUCCGUUCUGGAGAAGAGUCAGAAAAGCUGGUCAUCAACAAGAGAUGGGGGCAGGGAGGCUCUUUCCCCCUCCCCAACAGGUUGGGGUCCGUGGAGCAAGGAGGAGCCCCUUUUUCUGCCCACACCAGAACUCCCUUCCUAGUGGGGUUCCUGUAGAAAGUGGCUCAGCAGUGGGCCAGCAGGCUUCUGGUCCCCCGCUGCUUGGCUCCAAGUUCAUUUGUGCGCAGGGCUUGCCGAGGCUUUUGGCUGGCCACCUGGUCCAGCCACCAUAGACCUAGCAAUCGUGGUACGCGUAGGUCACAUCCAUGAGAAGGGCCUUUAUAUAGAGAUGAGACAGCCUGAUCCCUAGUUUCAUAGCUGGGGAAGUUCAGGUAACUGCAUGUAUCUGGUGAAAUCCCAGCCCACCCCUGGGUAUUGAGGAGCCUGGACCAGACACACAGAGGCAUCUGGGUGGAAUGUUUACAGUCCUGUGUGGACGCUGGGUGACCCCUGACAAAUCCUCCAUAAAGUGGAUAGGAGAGACCUGCUUGCCUGCCUUGCAGGGUGAUUGUGAGGUUCCAGUGAGAUCGCGUUUCUGAAGAGGUUUCCGCACAUGAGACUAUACUGUCGUUGCUAUGCCUUU
Molecule: messenger RNA, 1542 nt
Organism: Prionailurus viverrinus (fishing cat)
Lineage: Eukaryota; Metazoa; Chordata; Mammalia; Carnivora; Felidae
Gene: NEURL3
Product: neuralized E3 ubiquitin protein ligase 3
Exons: 4
Coding region: 79-882 (267 amino acids)
Source: RefSeq, a predicted model, not a curated record